Messenger RNA from Exophiala mesophila, 3458 nucleotides. RefSeq lists its product as uncharacterized. Gene Ontology annotation, cellular component: nucleus. Gene Ontology annotation, molecular function: DNA-binding transcription activator activity, RNA polymerase II-specific; RNA polymerase II cis-regulatory region sequence-specific DNA binding. NCBI's taxonomy places the organism in Eukaryota, Fungi, Ascomycota, Eurotiomycetes, Chaetothyriales, Herpotrichiellaceae. The coding region runs from base 156 to 2528 and encodes 790 amino acids. The transcript has 5 exons. The record is from RefSeq and is a predicted model, not a curated record. Gene Ontology annotation, biological process: regulation of transcription by RNA polymerase II.
UUUUGCAUCAACAGAUACACGAAUCUGUAAUCCACCAUUCACGGAUGCGCCGUUGGAUUCCUCCUGCUGUUUCCCUCAUCGACUUCAGCACACAUGCCGUUGAUUUGAUAUCCUUUUAUCUUGGACCUGCAGCCUGAGACGCCGCGUCGUCGCAAAUGUUUCGUAAUCGACGCAAUACACAGAAGCCCGAUGAGGAGUUGUACGCGUCCUUCCGACAAAACUUCCCCAAUGUUGGGCCAUCGACUGCUUCAGCCGUGCAAGGGACUGACCCAGGCCCUCUUCGCCGAUCGUCCACUUUAAGCGAGGCCAUUGUCGAUGACCCUUCCGAGCCUCAACGAUCUUAUGAUGCUCAAGCAGAUGUCAAAGAUCCGGAUGCUACGCCAAAGCCAUUUACAGACUCAUGGAGAUUCACGCCGUCCCUGAUGGAUCCCAAUUCUUUUGCUUUUUCCGCUUUCGCAAACCAACCGCCUGGGUAUUAUACCCCAACCCCAGGUGGCUUUGGCACGCUCUAUCAUCCUCAGGCCGGUGACCUCCAUACACCGGGGAUGGGCAUGAAUACGCCUUUGUCGCUUCCUCAUUCAAUCCAUGGCCUACACGCACACGACUCCAUCAUGCAACUUCAGCACUUUAAUCCUCACUUUCUGCACAACCCCCAUCCUUUCCAGGAUGUCUUUUCCCAGCAACACCCUGUUCACUCUAUGGCUCAACACCAACCUCAGACCUAUGCGCCACAGCAGUUUCUCCAGCAUCAGGACUCUGGCUACGUCGCAAUGGACGAUUCCCCUCACAAGACCACUCCAUUACCUGGCGAACUGGGUGUCGUACCGUCGUCCAUGGCCCAGCCAAUACCUACAGCCAUGUCUACACACGUUGGUGUUGGUUUACAAACUCCUACGCCAAAAUUCCGAUUCCAGACCACACUCAAUGCCCCAACCGCAAUGGUACGGCAUGCCGACGAGAUCCCCAUCACCUACCUCAACAAAGGCCAGGCCUACACAAUGUCGAUAUUCGAUACAACUCCUCCAAUUCCACAGCCAGGACAGAUCCUAAAGUAUCGUACCUAUGUGCGCGUCUCUUUUGAGGAUGAACAGCAGAGAGCUCGGCCUGGCGCCUGUUGGCAACUCUGGAAGGAAGGCCGUGGCACCAACGAGGCCCACCAACGGGGUGGUAAACUAUUGGCAGUCGAAUACGUGGACCCCAAUCAAGGCGGUGACGACGAUCUGCGAAAGUCCCAAAUUCAGCUUGAAAAGGCCUCUUUCGACGGCUUUGCAGUCACUUGGUUCCCUGCCUCAGUUCACGGUGCGCCUGACAGCUCUAUCUCGGUGCGAUUUAAUUUCCUGUCCACCGAUUUUAGCCAUUCCAAGGGUGUCAAGGGUAUUCCUGUUCGGCUAUGUGCAAAGACGGAGCUGAUCUCGCUGGAUGGAACCACUACAAAUGGUGAACCAGAGGUGUGCUUCUCCAAGGUCAAACUCUUCCGGGACCAUGGCGCUGAGCGCAAACUCUCCAAUGACGUGGCCCAUGUUAAAAAGACGAUUGAUAAGCUGAAGCAGCAAAUUGCACAAGCAGAAGCCGGCUUGGGCAAUGCUGGAAAACGGAGAAGAAGCGGCUCGAUGGUUAAAGCUUCAGGAUCACGGCCCGGCAAGAUUGUCAAGCACAAACGAACCUGGUCGGUAGAUUCAGAGGGCGAAGGGGGCAAGUUCACCGCAGAAGAGGACCUACAGAUGAAACUGGUGAGCAUGCAAGACAUGUUCACCUCAACGCAACCCAUCAGUGUGCUCUUCCUCAAGGGCGACCCAGAGGAUGAUCCUGAUCUUUACCCCGUCAAACUCCCUGGUGAUGACCCCGAGGGUAAAGAGUUGGUGCGGUCCACAACAUGGGAAUCCCGGCAAAGUGCAUCUGACUCUCCCACCUCCAACGCUGCUUCACCAUCCGCAAGCUCUACGUCUCCGAACACCCCAAAGCGCAGGUUCUCCGAAAUGCAAAAUUCAGUCAUCCAGGAGGAACCAGAGAGCGAACUAGAUGUUGACUCCUCGGCCAACGUAUCCUCAGCACAAACCCGACCCGUCAAGAUUCCCAAGUCCGAGGUCGAGUCAAAAACGGAUCUCUUCGCGGUGGAUGUGGACAGUAGCUAUAAACCUCCAUCAGAUCGACCUAUACGACCAGUUGCUUGCUUUUACGUCCGUCAAAAAGACUCGCAGAGAGAAUACUAUCGUGCAGUCUAUCUAAUGCAGCGGACGGUCAAAGAUCUGAUCAAUGGAAUCGCACAAAAGUUCGAAGUCGAUCCUCAUAGGGUGACACAGGUUACCCAUGUUAAUUCCCGAGGAUUGCGCAUUCUUGUGGACGAAGAGGUGGUCCGCGAACUUCCUGAAGGACAGGACAUGAUGGUGGAAUUUACUCCUGCUUCGGGCGAACAACCACUUAAGCAAGAGCUUAUUGCUCCAGCCUCAACCGAGGUCAUGGUCGAUGCAGAGAUUCCACCAUCCAACAUCAUCGUCUCGGACGGGCUCGAGAUGUGGCUCAAUUACUGAGACAACUCAACCCCGGCACCAAACGAUAUCACAUUACGAGGCUCGAAAUUGUACGAAAUUAUUAUUUCCCUGACUUCAGUUUCAAUCUUUCUCAAACACACACCAUAUCCGACAUCAUGACAUGGGCUUUCUUAUCAGACACCGGUGGAAUAUAUUAUUUGAUACCCCUUGGGCGCGAGGCCCUUGAUGUACUUGAGGCGGCUCAAACACACGCGUGGAAUUGUACAGAUGCAAGAUCGGUGGAGCGGUGGAUAUUGGACCCCAUUUUCUCCAAGCAAAGACUAUGGACGAUCGAACGACGGGAUGAUAUACGGGUCCCCAAGCGACGUGCCGACCCUUUUUUACUUUUCUUAUUCACGAGAUACACGACUUUUCGAAGAUACCCAUUUUGUCAGAUUUACUCAUUCUGUCGGGGCAUUGAGGGAUCUCUGGUUUUGGAGGAUCCCAUCAUCGAGUUGGCACUGUAUCGACUACCUCGCUAAUACUGAUUACACGAAUGACCGUUCUCCUUGGGACAUACCAUGGACGGGCUGAGAUGGGUACGUCGAGUGGCCGAGUUCAUUCCUCAUUUUUCGUCAUCGAUUUGUCGCGCCUUAGGUUGGCUCGACGGCGAUCUCAGUUUGGAAGGCUUACGGAGCGUUUACUUGAUCCAGACUGGCCUGGGCAGGGCAAUAGGUGGCCGCGUGGUAUCAGGAACCUGAUCGCACCAUGCAUGCAGGAACGCGCUUGACCAGAUUUGAGGUGUUUCGGUCCAAACCAAUUGAAGGUACUUGUGCCUGGUCGACCUAGACCCGGAUGGACUGGACACGAGUACUGCGCCGUUGGCCUGCAGUCUACUGCACGAGGCUGGGCUGUUCUUGGGGCAGUGUCUCAAGGGAGAACGUCAUCUGACCAUAGCAAUGUAGUGACAUGAAAUCUGAUAUGAUUGGC